Molecule: messenger RNA, 4147 nt
Organism: Pocillopora meandrina
Lineage: Eukaryota; Metazoa; Cnidaria; Anthozoa; Scleractinia; Pocilloporidae
Source: the annotation of a GenBank genome assembly
AUGCUGAGGAAGGCUCUACACGCAAUAAUUCUCAUAGCCUUUCAAAGAGAGACAAGUGGCGAAGUAUCUCCAAACCAAAAAUCUUCCGUAUUCUCUCGUUCAGUCUACUUCAUGACAAUGAAUAAUAACCGACUUCAUGGCUACGUUGUUGAACGUUUUCAGUCCGCUAGCUUGUUAUUAUGCAACCAAAAGUGCUUAAGGAGAGAAUGGUGUACUUCUACGAAUUUCAAAGCGCCUGAACAAAGUGGAAAAACCGGAACCUGUGGACUGAACAAGCACAGUUAUUCUUCCGUUUUCGAAAGCGCGAGUUUACGCGAAGAGGAUGGAGUUACUUUCUCCCUACUCGUAAAGGUAACAGUCUUCAAGAAAACUAUUUUCGAUGAUAGAAAAAAAUUAGAUAUUACAAACAAACGUUUAGGGAUUUUUGCAAAGAGUAAGUUACUUCGCAAGCUGGGUUUCAAAACAGAUAUGUUCGACACGAUGUAGCAGCAAAAAUGAUUAAUUCAUUGCUUUAAGAGAAUUCUUAGGGAGAACAGGCAAGGCGAACUAUAUCUGAACCAUAAACAUUUAGGGCAGUUCACGCAAAGCUGAAAUUGCUGAUGCUGUGAGCUAUAGAAACGACAAUCACCCGCAGAGGGUAAUUACUUUUUUUUAUUAAUUGGCCUGGUAGGCUUUUGCCAACUAAUUAUACAUGACUGCUUAAUUUCGGUUCGUCUCAAACGAAGCUCAAAACGUCCGCUUAAGGAAAUAGCUCUUUCUUUACCAAAAAAAUGCAUAUUGUGAUAAAUUCAUUCAAACCUAACUCGUGCAAAUCACUCUGGGAAUUACUGAAUUUAAUUGAAGGGAGAAAAGCGUCUAUUUUGAUUCCAAGCCACCACUUUCUUCUUUUUCUAUUUUUUGACUUUUCGCUCCAGGCUUGCUGCUUUGCUGCAUUCAAAAAUGUCUAAUUCAAUCCUUUAUCUCCUGUUCCUCAUCUUCCAGAAUCGAUUUGAUAAUUAUUACCGUAAACUUCCACCCUCUAUUAAUAUGCCUUGGCUUCUAUCAUUACCAAAUAUUUUUUUUACCACAUAGGUUUAUGUAAAAUUCAUAUGUCAUGGAAAUAAAAUAUUGAUAUUCCUUGUUUCAACAAAAGUGUUAAUUAUAUAGAGAUAUAGAAUUAUUGGCAAGACACAUCAUCCCUUUAAUCAUCUUCGGCAAAAUUUUUACUUUUCUGGCUUCUCCUUUGAUGAAAAUAACCAACGUUACUUUCUUUAAAAGAUAAUAUUUCCUGUGUUUAGCAAUAAGAAGGCGGGAAUAUUGACAGCAGUAGAAAUUUGCAUGAUAAACAAUUUAAUUUGUAGCCUAUUUUUAUAAGUCUAUUGGCUGACAGCUGGCCUUAGCGUUCAGAGUCCCAAAGAAUAGUUGUCCGCUCCAUUCCUAAGGGUAACCGAUAUAUGAUUUCGAAUCACAAUAACAACACGCUAUCAGGCAAACGGGUAAUGAGAAUAAAGACAUACAUCAACUAAGAAAUAUUGUUUGAGUCAAGAACUAAUAUUAUAGGACCUGUAUAAUGAGCCUUAAGGAGAUUUGAAAUUUUAAUCGAUCCUAGGGAUAGAGGAUAACACAUUCGACAGAAAACUGAUGCUGAAAAACGAAAGAAUUUGUCAUUAGUUCUGAAGGAAAUAUUCGUUUGAUUUCCGCCUAAAUUUCUGAACUAAUCAAUGUGUCAGGGAACUUUCAAAAUUGCUCUCAAGUGUUGAUACAUUAUACGCUUUUUUCUUAGUUGAAGUAUCUCGCUUUUUGAAAAAGCAACUUGUAGGUUCUGCAUUUCUCUUGGCAUUAUUAAAGUUGUUGAUUGCCAUGACUGCGAAAGCAUUAAAAGAGCUUUUUAGUUAUGAUAAAAAAAAAUCUUAGACAUUUUGAUAACCGUAGACUUGUACAAGUGCAUGGAUUUUAUAUUGAGUACUUGUAAAGUAAUAAUAUAUUAUAAAACUAAAUCAAUCGAUAAAGUUACAGAUAUAUAUUCCUGAUAAAUUUAUUUAUUUACUUAUUUAUUUUAUUUAAAAAAUUCGCCCUGAGACAGGUGAGCAUACAAUAGAACCCUAAAUCCCCUGCUGGGUAAACCCACCACCUAACCAUCAUGUCGUUUUGGAAACGACACCUCUUUACAGUUUUUCAGUGAAACUUCCAGAGCGACCUAUCUUUUGAAAUGAAGAGACCAUGGUCUCCCAAAAUCUCUAAAGUCGAUUACAAAAUUUAAAAAGAGAAAUCAAUUGAACAUAGGAUGUUCUUUAGUGAAUGACACAGGCGUACUUGGAAAAGAAACAAACUCUUGUAGGACUCGCACUUACGACCUUUCAAACAGUUUUCGAACCCUCUACCACUGAGUUGUAGGAGAUUCGUGAUAGGCUGAGUUGUUGAACUAGAUUCAUGAUGACAAACCUCGUGCAUGCAGCCAAGAUAAAAAUGUCGUUGUGUGAUGCUUUUGUGCGAUGAUGAUGUGAAUGAGGAUGGUAAAUGUUCACUGCCUGAAACUGAUUUAAGUGAAAGACGGUGUUAUUCAGUGUCUUUGUUAUUUCAUUAUAAAUUGCAACUUCGCCAAAUUAAUUCUGAUAGUAACCUUUUUUAUGUUACAGAAAUACACGUGUAUGUAAUCCUUUUAAUCCUUUCUCCUUGUCGUUAUUUAUACUUAUAGUUUCCAUGCCAUAGCAAGCCAUGUCUGAACAAUGGGAUCUGUGUUCAAGAUGGUGCAGGGCUUUCUUUCCAUUGUGUUUGCAAGGCGGGAUUUGCUGGAACACGCUGCCAAGGUGCUGACUUAUUAGACAAAAUAAGAAAAUUGUUUUCAACGAACACUUCUUCUACAUGUACUCCGAGGUCACCUGUAUACUAAUUCAUAGUCUAAAUGGUUAGAUAUGCACUCCUUAGAGAAAAACCACUACCAAGUGACUCCAUCUCUGAUGUAAGCCUUCAAGUUUAGUGGUCAAACCUUUCAUCUUAUUUUUAGAAACAGGGUCUGAAGAAUUAUUGCUAUGCCUUUGCAAAACCUCCAGAGUAAUGACUAGUUAUAGUUAAAGCAGACGCUUUGUAUAUCACACGCUUUCCUGCAUUUUGAAAUCAUUUCUAAUAGUGGCGUAAAGUGUGGACGAGGGGAAAGUCCAUGAAACAAACAUGAGGUGUGUAAAGGCUUAUGGUCAGAUUAUGAUGUACCACGAUUUGUUAUUGGCAGAUUCACCAUAAUCGACAGCAGAAAAAUGUUUCAACGAGAACUCCCAUGUCCCUGCCAUUCUGUUAUACAAUGAAACCUUGUCGAGGAGUAAUGGACGUUUACCGUUGGGAUUAAAAUCACAAGAUGAGCUUCCACCAAAACAUUUCAGCAACUCGCGAGGAACAUGUAUAAUUAUAAAAUAAUUCAAAUAGUACGCGCGCUCUGAUUGGCCAUAAAACCAUUUUACAUGAGCGUAUGUAAACACAGUUUUCGUUCCUCUUUCAUUAUUUAUUUUAUAAAAGAAAUGUAAAAUGGUUUCCGUGUUUACAUAGCCUGAUUUAAACACGGAAACCAUUUUACAUUUCUUCAUUUAUAUCUCGCGAGACGGAAGAUUUCGAGCCGAAAAUUAUAGAGGAAAUGUCUUGUUGCAUAAUUUUUAUCAGGUUUAAAUUGAUAUCCAGUAUCUUAUUCUCUCAGGAAUGGCCUUUGUUCAAAACAUGUCGAAAGAUUAGCGCGGAACGAAUUGCGUCAUAGCAUUUUUACAUUACCUAAGCUUUAUCAGUCAAUCAUUUUCUCUUUUUUGAAAAAAAAAAAAAAACGGUUUUAACUGCUUUCGUUUCUCAAUCUCUCUUUUUUAAAGCUUGUAAGUUCGAUUUCGAAGAUGGAAAAGAUGGCUGGGAAAAGACUGGUACAACAUUCAAUAACCAGCCGACCUACGGUGACAACCCUACAGCUCGGAAGCGAGAACCUGCCAAACAGCAAGGGGAUUGGUGGAUUGGAGGAUACGAGGACAGACCUUCUGAAGCUGCAACCCCUGGGCGUAUUCAAGGGGACGGGCCACGUGGCACCCUUACUUCUCCGUUUUUUAAAAUCAUUGGCGCCAACAUUACCUUUCUGAUUGGUGGGGGUUGCAGAAUGGACUUUAUAAGAGCAGAAUUAGUCAUUAAUGAUCAGGUGGAGUAG